CCAGGCUCAUCAUUGAGGGAAUCUGUUAGGGACUAUAGAAUGAGACAGCAUUGCUGUAACACUCAGUGGAGAGCCAGCUGGAAAUUCACCCAAUGUAUAUAGUAUGUGCUAGAUUCGCUCCCAGGCAUGAGGCUGCUAUUUUUAGAAGCUUUUUUCUUAUUGCAGAGCAGAAGUGGGAGAGCUGCAAAGUGGUAAGGAGACAAAAAGCAAAAGGGAGAAAGCCCGUAAAAUAUAAAAUACAAAAAAGAGGAAAAGCGGAAUCCGACCACUGCAUGAAAGCAGCAGCCCUUCAGAAGAGCGCAAGCUUUACUCCAACUGUACUGGAUGCGAAUUUCCCUGUGACCAGUAGGAUCUAACUCCAAGAGUGAAAAUGGAUUUUGUAAUGAAACAGGCCUUAGGGGGGGCCACAAAGGACAUGGGGAAGAUGCUGGGAGGGGAAGAGGAAAAGGAAAAGGAUCCUGAUGCUCAGAAAAAGGAAGAGGAGAGGCAAGAAGCUCUGCGGCAGCAAGAGGAGGAACGGAAGGCUAAGUAUGCCAAAAUGGAGGCAGAGAGAGAAAAAAUCCGACAACAAAUAAGAGACAAGUAUGGUCUGAAGAAGAAAGAAGAGAAAGAAGCAGAAGAAAAAGCAGCUCUGGAGCAGCCUUGUGAGGGCAGUUUGACGCGCCCUAAGAAAGCUAUUCCAGCUGGUUGUGGAGAUGAUGAUGAUGAAGAAGAAGAAAGCAUUUUGGACACUGUACUCAAGUAUCUCCCAGGACCACUUCAGGACAUGUUUAAAAAGUAACCAUGACAAACAACAUUUUGGGACUUCUGCUCCAGCCAAACUCACGUUCUGCUAUAAGCAAAAGGAAAGCUAAUCAAAUCCUUGACUAAAAGAAAUUCUGUCACAAAAGCACACACUCAGUAUAUGACUAAGGACACACAGACAAAUCCCUGCAUACAGAUGCAUUGGCCCACAUAUGUUUACAGAUGAUAUUUAUCUUACUGACUUGUUUUUUGUUUUUAGAAAUGACUCUCUUACUGCCUAUAUUAUGUUGUAUGGACCAAAUUUGUCACUGCUAUUUAAAAUCCAGUAGUGAUGAGGUUUACAAACCUGCCCACUUUGUAGCUAAACGAAAAAUGUGCAAAGAAGGGUAGGAACCAAGGGAACAAGGGGUUAAAUUCACCCUGCAUUUAUUUGCUAAAUGAUAACUGCCUAAAAUAGCUUGAGCACUAUAAUCAAAUCCAUCUAAUAAGAAAGAGUGCUGAAAACAUGCCUCCGGUGAGGGUACAAGGAGAUUAAAAGUGACGAGUUCAGCUGUAGAUCCACUCUCUUGUCAUAUGUUUGGGAAAAGCCUAUGGAGAAACCAAGUUGUAUUUCCAUUGGUCCUUUACUCAGCAUGUUGGAUUUGUGUCACUUUUUACUCAUCUUUCCUUGUCUCUGCCAAACUAUCGAAACCUGCACUAGAUCUCUCUCUGACAAUGUCUUUCUGACGCCUUUCCUAAAGAGAUGGAAACAUUGUGCAUUCCUACACACUAAUAAACAACCAAUGGUGCGACAUAUUAUAGACCAAUCUAAACUGUACAUCUUUUUUUUCCAACGGUUGUCCUUGAUAAGACAAAAAUGAAAGAGUUAUUGAGGACUCGAGCUGAACCUCACAUGGACUCUGAUAUGGACCAAAAGACUUCUGUUUUAGAUUUUUAUGACUGUAAUGCUGAUUGCAUGCUUAGGGGGAAAAUAUGUAUGGGUUUGAUGCCUUUUUU
This is a messenger RNA of Xenopus laevis (African clawed frog), 1740 nucleotides long. RefSeq names its product complexin 2 S homeolog (gene cplx2.S). The record is from RefSeq and is a predicted model, not a curated record. Gene Ontology annotation, cellular component: SNARE complex; terminal bouton; nucleus. Gene Ontology annotation, biological process: synaptic vesicle exocytosis; neurotransmitter transport; regulation of neurotransmitter secretion. NCBI's taxonomy places the organism in Eukaryota, Metazoa, Chordata, Amphibia, Anura, Pipidae. The transcript has 4 exons. The coding region runs from base 371 to 781 and encodes 136 amino acids. Gene Ontology annotation, molecular function: SNARE binding.